Brachypodium distachyon (stiff brome) is the source of this 1282-nucleotide messenger RNA. Its product is annotated as putative RNA-binding protein YlmH. Gene Ontology annotation, molecular function: RNA binding. Bases 38 to 943 code for a protein of 301 amino acids. The transcript has 11 exons. The record is from RefSeq and is a predicted model, not a curated record. Lineage: Eukaryota; Viridiplantae; Streptophyta; Magnoliopsida; Poales; Poaceae.
AACAGGCGGGGCCUGGUCAGCUCUUCUCUUGGGAAGGAUGGCCGCCGCGGUCGCGUUGGCGAGCCCUCUCCGGCGACUACUCCACUUCCCUUACCCUCGCCGUGCUAUCCCUCCACCGCACCACUUCUUCGCGCGAGGGCGGUGUCACGUGGCUCUCGCCGUCGCUGCGGCUGCGUCCGCUAGGGGGAACUUGGACAGGCAUGUAACCGAGGAAGUCAUGAGCAUUCUGGAUAUGGCAGAAACAGCUUCCCAACGAAGAGACGUUUUCCACACCAGCUUUCUUACUCCGCCAGUCAUAAAGGAGGCUAUGCUGGCAAUUGAGAAACUAGCUGGUAUCAAAGCAGUAGCUCAGGGGGGCUAUCCACAGGCUGAGCGAUGCCGAAUUUCAGUUGGACAUCCAGACUCUAUGAAGAGUAACCCAGAUGUAGUUGCUGCUUUGAGCAUCUCCGGCAAUUUCCGAUUGGAACCCUGUUCUCAUGGUGACUUUCUCGGUGCUAUUCUUGGGGCAGGAAUAACAAGGGAGAAAGUCGGUGAUAUACUUUUGCAGGAGGAAAGAGGUGCUCAGGUUCUUGUUGAUCCAGAUCUUGUUGACUAUCUGACUAGCACACUAGAAAAGGUAGGGAAAGUUGGUGUUUCAUGCACCCAGAUUCCUUUGCUUGCUCUGGAGUACGAGCCACCAAAGACCAAAUCUUUUAAAACUGUAGAAUCAUCACUUAGGGUUGAUGCUGUGGCCAGUGCGGGAUUUAAGAUCUCGCGCACAAAGCUUGGUAGUUUGAUCAGUUCUGGAGAUGUCCGCGUGAAUUGGUCACCGGUUUCGAAAAGUGGAGCUACCCUCAAGGCUGGAGACGUUGUUUCUGUCAGUGGUAUGGGGAGAUUAAAGAUUGGAGAAAUCGUGACUACGAAGAAAGGGAAAUAUGUAGUGCAGCUGAUUCAAUAUUUGUAGGCCCGUGACCGAUCAUUGGUUCUUUCAAGAUUACCUGACUAAGAUAAAUGGAUUGAAGUCCCUCUUUGAACUGCAACUCCUGUUAGGACCUGUUCUAGUUUUAGGCAAAAGCAAAAGUAUGCUUUCCAAAACAAACAAUUUACAAUUUCAAAAUCAACGGGAAAUUUGUUUCUUCUGCUUACUAUAUAAUCUUUUAUACUAAACAACAUCCUCAUACCAUAUUCGUAACGAUCAAGUGCCAGCAAUUUCAAUCGUGGGACCUGUGACGUGACUACGAUAAAGAAGGAAACCUUUGCACUUGGGAAAAUUGAUAACUACGGGUCAUAGCUUCAACCCCCA